This is a messenger RNA of Linum tenue, 1566 nucleotides long. The record is from the annotation of a GenBank genome assembly. Lineage: Eukaryota; Viridiplantae; Streptophyta; Magnoliopsida; Malpighiales; Linaceae.
GAGCGUCUCUUCUCUCUCUCUCUCUGUGAUUGUUUUGGAGCGGAAAUUUUAAUGGGGUUGGGGUGAUUGCGAAUGAAUAAGAAAUGUCAUUUUCGCUUGCUAUUAACUCCAAAAUCCAACCAUUCCCACUAUACCUUCUCUAGCGGGAGAAUCCCUUCUAUUCUACUCCACUUACCUCCUUCCUUUUCUUUCUCUCUCCCUCUCCCUCUCCAACUCCUAAAUCUCGCCCGACCAGUUUCGCUUCAUUGUUUUUUCAUUUACCUGUUAAACUAAUGGCGAUGGAAUAGUGAUCCAUUCCUCCUACCCACUUGUGUUUUUUCCUUCUCUGCCUGGUUUAGGGUUUAGGUAUUGAUUCAGUUGUGGUGGGAGAAAGGGAAUCAAUCGAAUUUAGGAAUGGAAGGCGAACGACCCAGGUCGGAGAAUCCCGCCAUGACCUUCGACGAGGUCUCUAUGGAGCGCAGCAAAAGCUUCGUGAAAGCUCUGCAGGAGCUCAAGAACUUAAGGCCUCAACUUUACUCAGCUGCAGAGUACUGUGAGAAGUCUUAUCUGCAUAGUGAGCAGAAACAGAUGGUGCUUGACAAUCUGAAAGAUUAUGCUGUGAGGGCCCUUGUCAAUGCUGUUGACCAUCUUGGCACUGUUGCAUACAAGUUAACGGACCUGCUUGAUCAACAAACACUGGAAGUCACCACCACGGGGGUCAAAAUUUCUUGUAUAAAUCAGCAACUUCUUACAUGUCAAACCUAUAUAGAGAAAGAAGGUCUCAGGCAACAGCAGUUGUUGGCAAUCAUUCCACGACAUCACAAGCAUUAUGUUUUGCCGAACUCGGUCAGUAAGAAGGUACAUUUUAGUCCCCACGUACAGGCUGAUACAAGGCAAAAUCAUUUUCAAGCUAGAUCUCGUCUUCAGCCUUCAGCUUCUCCAGCUUCCAAAACACUUUCUUGGCACCUAUCCUCGGAGACAAAGCCCACCAUUAAAGGGUCAAUAAGUACUUUGGAAAGCAGCGAGGAAUCAAAAUCUUCUGGAGGAUCUUCAGCAGCAUUUCAGCUCUUAGAUAAAGAUGAUAGUACCGUGUCAAAACCCUCUGGAACAGCUUAUGCAUCAAGUGGAAUCCAACCAUCGAGCGGAGGCAUGCAAAGUUUUGGUGUACCACGCAAGGAAGCAGUGGACGGGUCUAAACACUUGGGAGGUUUCAGGUCAUUCGAUAACCCAAGACGUGAUAUUGUUCGCACCCCUGUCCCCUUUCGGAGUAAGAGUGUUCUUUCGGCCUUCUUCGUGAAGCAGAAAGCAUCCAGGCUGAGCGCAGGCUCCGUUUCUUGAUCCAAAACCCACCUCUGCACCUAAGACAUCUACUGCGUGUUUGUGGCUGUCGAACUCCUUUCUCCUCUGGCCUGAUGAGCAUGAUUGUUGAUAAAAAUGCUGUAGUAUUAGUAGUUCUGUUCUUAGUUACUAGUAGCAGACUAGUCCAUAAAAUUUUCUUGUUGUAAUAAGCUAAUAAUGAUGAAAUCUUAUUCAUAAAGAAAAUUAUGAAAUCUCAGUUCAUAAUAGUACAAAAUCUUAUUCAUAAAA